AUAUGAAUCCUGCUGAAAACCUUGAAAAACAACCGCGUAAAGGUAAAUAUUUACCAAAUUGCACCAAUUAAAUCACCCACGGAUGCAGAAACAACAAUCAAACAUCCACAAAGCAUAAAAAUCGCACUUUUCAGCAUAAAUUCCAGCAAAUCAAGGCGUAAACACAAAAAUGUCCUGUGAUCAAGCAUGGACAUGCCAGGAACUCGUCGAUCACGCCGAUAACUGGUCGCUAGCAGGCAAUGUAGGCCUUUUAAAGCAUAUGGAACAAUUCGCAGAGAACCUAUUCAAACAAGCAGAUGAAACCAACAACAACCUGGAAAACCUCCUGCAGGACCUCUCCAGCACCGAAAUCCAAUUAGACUUGGUAAAGAAUCAAUUCCUCGGCCUACAGAACACGCAAUUCAUCGAAAGCAGAGUGUAUGAGGAUGAUGAGACUGUCACACAGCCAAUUGUCACCCCCACAGAGGUCAAACUAGAUGAAAACAAGAAAAAAGAACUGUUAAAAACCGCUGUUAUUGACGGAUUAAAAGUAAUCGAUAAAUACUAUGAUAAAAUAAGUAUUCCGGAGAGUGAUAGUGAGGGUGAUGAGACUGAUUGUAGCAAUUAUGUAUUACGAGAAAAAGAUCCAUAUAUCCAUCGGCCGUUACCGUACGUGAUCGGAACGGACGAAUGGCACACAAAAUGGCAUGCAGGAUUGGUUGAAUCCAGUGAAGAUUCGGAUAAUGAUGACGAAAUCAAACAAAAUGGCCGAGGGAGAGUGGAAGAUGAAUUUUCCGAUACUGAUUCGGAGAGUAACUUACCCGUGGCUGAUAGACGCAGAAUGGAAACACAGGAUUAUACUUAUGAUGAAGUAAAUGGGAAUGAUAACUCGGUUUCGGCGAAAACUCCGAUUACAAACGCGACAUUCGCUGAACAACUGGCUGCGAAGCUAGGUGAUGUCUUGACUACACCCACAGCGCCCUCUACAGUUGAUAUUCUGAAUGAUCCGGAGGUGAAUACUCGGCCUAUACAACGCAAACCUGUUGUGAAUAGUAAUUUAUUACCUGAUUUACCUCCGGAUAUCACCACAGGGUUGUUUUCUGGCGGUGGUGGUUUAUUUGAUGAUGAUGACGAUGAUUAUCAAGAGAAACCACCGCCGAUUGGUGGUAAUUCUGCGAAGGAAACGAAAAAAGUGCCGAAUUUAUUCGAUGAUGAUGAUAAUGACGAUGAUGAUGAUGCGUUUUCAAUAAAACCACCACCUAUACAAGGCUCAACUACGAAUAAAGUUGAUAAAAGCCCGCAGAAGAGAGUUGGAAGUCUUUUUGAUGAUACAGAUGAAGAUGAUGAGGUUUUAGUUAAGUCUGAGGUUGAAACAAGAACUGUUAAAACCGCUGUUAUUGACGGAUUAAAAGUAAUCGAUAAAUACUAUGAUAAAAUAAGUAUUCCGGAGAGUGAUAGUGAGGGUGAUGAGACUGAUUGUAGCAAUUAUGUAUUACGAGAAAAAGAUCCGUAUAUACAUCGGCCGUUACCGUACGUGAUCGGGACUGACGAGUGGCACACCAAAUGGCAUGCGGGAUUGGUUGAAUCCAGUGAAGAGUCAGAUAAUGAUGACGAAAUCAAACAAAAUGGCCGAGGGAGAGUGGAAGAUGAAUUUUCCGAUACUGACUCGGAGAGUAACUUACCCGUGGCUGAUCGUCGUAGAUUAGAAACACAGGAUUAUACUUAUGAUGAAGUAAAUGGUAACGAUAACUCUGUUUCGGCGAAGACUCCGAUUACAAACGCCACAUUCGCUGAACAACUGGCUGCGAAGCUAGGUGAUGUCUUAACUACACCCACAGCGCCCUCUACAGUUGACAUUUUGAAUGAUCCGGAGGUGAAUACACGGCCUAUACAACGCAAACCAGUUGUGAAUAGUAGUUUAUUACCUGAUUUACCUCCGGAUAUCACCACAGGGUUGUUUUCUGGCGGUGGUGGGCUAUUUGAUGAUGACGAUGAUGAUUAUCAAGAGAAACCACCGCCGAUUGGUGGUAAUUCAUCGAAAGAAACGAAAAAAGUGCCGAAUUUAUUCGAUGAUGAUGAGAAUGACGAUGAUGAUGAUGCGUUUUCAAUAAAACCACCGCCUAUACAAUCAUCAAGUACGAAUAAAGUUGAUAAAAGCCCGCAGAAGAGAGUUGGAAGUCUUUUUGAUGAUACAGAUGAAGAUGAUGAGGUUUUAGUUAAGUCUGAGGUUGAAACAAGGCGUAAACCGAUAGGUGGCGUUAGUGUACUGCCAAGAAGACAGGUUUAUUCAUCGGAUGAUGAAGAUGAAAGCGAAAAAAGUGAGAAAAUCAUUGAAAAACCCACAAAAGAAGAAAAACCUAUUGAAGAGAAUAUUAUUCAACCACCUCCACUUAUACAGAGUGAUAAUAAACCAGAAAAACGUGUUUUGUCUUUGUUUGAUGACACUGAUGAUCUGUUUGAAGACGAUUUGUUUCUGCCGAGUAAUAUUAGCAAAAAACCAGAGAAACCAAAGAGUCAAGCGGUUAAAAUUGAUGAAGGUGAUGUAUCUGUACCUCCGCCAUUGUUUAAACCUGUUUCUACGACUUCUACGACGAUAUCUCAACCACAGGAAGCAAAAACAGUCGAAAGUAGCACAAAAAAGAAGAAAACACGGAAUUUAUUCGAUGAAUCAUCAUCAGAAGAUGAAGAUGAUAUGUUUUCUUCAGUUAUUGUACCUAAAACUACGCCUAAACCUAAAAAUAUUGAUUUGUUUGCUGAUACUGAUGUGAUUUUUACCGAAAAUAUCACAAAAACCACCGAAAACGUUGAAAAACAUGAAAAAAGUGAUGAAUUUUUACCUUCCAAUGAAGUUUCUGUUGAUAUACCGGAUGUAAAACCAGUAGUGAAGCCUAGGUUUAGUUUGUUUGAUGAUAAACCACCUGCGUUACUCUCUGAUGAUGAUUGGGAUGAAGAAAUUCCUGCUAUUCCUGUAAAAAAGAAGUUGUUGAUGAGUUGAAAGUGAAAAAUGUUGAAGAAUCACCUAAAAGUGAGAGUUCUCCUGAGAAAAAAUUACCAGGAAAACUCAAACAUAACCUCAAUAUCAAUGUGAAUGCAUUGAUGCCAGGCGCAAAAGUACCAAAAACGCAAGUCAUACCACAAAAUAUUGAAGAUAAUCAAAAAGUAGAUGAAGUUAUCCCGGAAAAACCUU
Dalotia coriaria is the source of this 3166-nucleotide messenger RNA. RefSeq names its product Family with sequence similarity 21 (gene FAM21). Bases 170 to 2974 code for a protein of 934 amino acids. The record is from RefSeq and is a predicted model, not a curated record. The transcript is spliced from 5 exons. NCBI's taxonomy places the organism in Eukaryota, Metazoa, Arthropoda, Insecta, Coleoptera, Staphylinidae.